CAUCUUCCAAACUCUUCCUCCCUUACACGCCCAGUCCCUCCCUCCCACAUGCCCGGAUUCUGCUCCUCAAGCAAUUUCCACCCUCUUCUUAUGCCCAACGCCACGGAGAAAGAAGAGGAAGAAAACAAGCAACGCUUCUCUCUGGGUCUCUCUCCGUCUCCUCUGCCAUGGCCUGACGGGCAUUACGCCUCACUAAGCACCGCCUCGCGAGGACUUGGGAGAUGGGUUCGUGCGUUUCUGCCCAGAGGAGCUCUUCCUUGGAGUCCGCCGUGAAACGCAGCUUGUCUUCCGCCUCCCAGAUGGAGAAGCCCAUGGGUGCUCGUCAUCCGCGCCCCGCCGCCGGAGAAGUCCCUGUCGCCGCCAUCGGUGUUCCUCUCGGGUCCCGCCGGACGCCAACUUUCUCCGAUUUUGGGAGCAAAGAGGACAAGUUUUUUGAUUCUCAAGCCUGGAUGGAGUCAGACUGCGAAGAUGAAUUCUUCAGUGUAAAAGGCGAUUUCACUCCUUCUCGUGGCAGUACUCCGGUCCAUGAUAGUUUCAUUACUAGCACACCUCAAAGGAUCACAACCUUUUAUAAGGAUGAAGCACUGGGCUCCAUUCCCAAACCAACCCCAGCUGGUGGCAAAAAGAAAUUAGCUGAACUUUUCCAGGAGAGUUUCCGAGGCGGCCAAUGUCUCAACGGCGACAAUAAAUUCUCCAAUAACCCCACAAACCCGGCAUGGGGGAUUUCUAGCGCAUCCGGGGCUAACUCUGUUCACAGCAGCAAGAGGACUGCUGGUGGGGGUUCAACGAUUAUCGAGGAGAAACAAGUCACUCCUUUUCAGGAUUGCCUUUUGAGCUUGGUAUCCUGCGGCGGUUCUAGUAAAAGGAGAAGGAAGAUGACCCCUGCCAUAGCUAUACAUGGUUAGAACCUUGUCUCCUGCACUCCGGUUACCACUUUGAUAUUAAUACACACACACUUGUGUUUGUGUGCAUACACUUGUACAUAGUACAUACACAAAGUUCCUGAGAUGCUUGAAUUAAGUUCUUAAAAAGUAUGCGGUCUUGUUAGUGUAUGCAUUCACGACGAUGGUGUAUAAAAUGACUUGUACAGAUUUUUGGCUGCUGCAACUUGUUUCCCUCUCCA
Rhodamnia argentea is the source of this 1123-nucleotide messenger RNA. RefSeq lists its product as uncharacterized. Lineage: Eukaryota; Viridiplantae; Streptophyta; Magnoliopsida; Myrtales; Myrtaceae. Bases 222 to 905 code for a protein of 227 amino acids. The transcript is spliced from 3 exons. The record is from RefSeq and is a predicted model, not a curated record.